AUGGCGACCAAAUCGUACAGCAAACACAAGGAAUAUAAAGAAUUUUCUAGCAGUAGAGGCACAGUGCCCUACACCGACGAACAAUUCGACAUGAUAAAAUCCGACCUUUUACCAAAAGGAAGCAAGCUCGACUCUCUAGGCAGGAGUGGUUUGGGAACCAGGGAGUACCAUUAUGAGUACAAAGAAGAGAAGUUACCCGACGGAAAGUAUGACAGGAAGGACUUCCAUACUGUCGAAGAAUACACAGUACCACCAAAGACCAAACCGAAAUCCUCUGAGAGCACAGCCUACUACUACGAGAGGCAGGAGAGGGAACUUCCUGUAGUCACUGGCACCAGGACCUACAACUAUGAGACUACGAGUUCUACUCCUGCCUAUUCCAAAGUGAAAAGCUCCAAGGCGACAAAGGAGAUGACUCAGAACGUUGAAGAACUGGAUUCUCUUCUGGAUGACCUGCAGAAGGAUCAGGAACGGCAGUUGUAUAAAACCGGUUACUCAUCAGACACAGCUGAAAGUACAUCAUUCGACUACCGCAGAGGGACUCCAGCCAAAGCGCCAUCUAGCGGCUACUCGACACUGAAACACGAAGAAAGAGUGGAGUCUUCUUCUUGGGGCUCCAGUCCACCCCCACCUUCUGUCACCCGUGCAGCAGAGAUUCGCCAAGAGGUGUACAGAGAAGAGAAGACAGAGUCGCGCGUAGUUCCAUCUCAGGUGUCACCCGCCAUACCUCAGCCUGUUCCACCCACUUUAUGUACGAAUUGUCAUCACGUACCCGCCACUGGCACUCUUUCUCGCUCCAGUACUCCCAUGAACAAAGUGACCACGACCGUAAAGACGUACACGUACGAAGUACCCGCUGAUCAGGACCCAACAACAGUGCCAUUGCCGACACACGCCGAUCAUAGCCACACUUAUGUGUCUGAAGAGCAUCACAACACGACGUCAAGUUCAACGGGCACUCUGCCUAGACCAGCUCCGUCCCCAAUUCCCGGAUGCCAGUACUGUUCUCAUUGCAACACAAGAAUCCGGGAGUACCGUACCCACACCACAGAUCACACAAAUGAGCGAAUGAUUUACCCUACCCCCCCCAACGACUCAAAACAGCUGCAUCCCGAACCGCACAAUGGACCCGGCCCCUAUGGUCCAACCUCAUACAAGUAUUCGGAGACGAGCUACUCCAGCCAAAAUUCAACUCAGCGAUUCCCCCCCUCUCCGGUGGGCAACCAUCCCCACUCCCUCGCACCCCCUUCCCCCACCCCUCCCUUCCCUCGCCCUUCAACCCCCUCUAACCAGCAACAGCCCCCCAAGAAGCUGGAUGAUCUGUUAGCAGAUUUUCCCGAAGCGCGUUUUCCAACACAACCGGACGGUAUAACUCAGCGCAAAGUAGAAGUAUCACGGGAGACACAAUCCGCUCAAACCAAAGCUGCGCCCGUGGGCAGCAGUAAGAACGUGGCUGGUCCAGCCGUGUACUACCCUCCUGGUCACACGCCAUUCGUCAACAAGGAUUCUGGAUAUCAGGCUAGCGCAAUGCAAGCUGGUGGCGGUCAGUACGCGUCAGGCCGCGCGAUGUACGAAUACGAGUCUGGAGCUAAAUCUCGCGAAAAACGCAGCGAGACGAAAACAGCAGUGCCUGUCUGUCUGCCUCUCUGCUGUGCUAUGCCCUGUGUUAUUUUGUGA
Messenger RNA from Pieris macdunnoughi, 1677 nucleotides. Lineage: Eukaryota; Metazoa; Arthropoda; Insecta; Lepidoptera; Pieridae. The record is from the annotation of a GenBank genome assembly.